AGCUGCAGAGGUACCAAAGUGGCAAAGAUUCAAUGCAAGCCUCACAGGGUUCCUUUUGAAGGAGAAGGAAGUCCAAGAUUGGGCAGGUAUGGCCGUCGAUCGACGGAAAAAGUGGAAUACCACAUUUUCGAGCAUGAAUAAUAAACUUCACAUCUAAAACGGUAACAGUAUUUCAAAAAGAGUCUUUUCACACCAAAAGUAUAAUCGAGAGAGUUUGAGGCGUGUUUGCAAAAGAUGGCUCGAUACUUCUCAGAAUACUUGCCGCGUCUCAAAACUACGUCUGUGCAGGUAGAGCUUCCCAGAGACCAGGUAGACUCAGUGGAGGUUAGGGAUGAUUCAGUAGUUAUCAAUUCAAGCAUUGACAUCAAGCUACCUAGUGCAAUACAGUCAAGCCAGGCGUCGCAUGCAGUAAAUGCAGUCUCUCCUGGGCUAACGUCUAUCCGCAUUCGUGACAGACAGGCAGCUUUUCUUGCUAACGAUUCAAUAGAGAGUUUUCUACAGGACCAGUAUCAGUGGAAUAUCAGCAACAUCCAGAAGUAUCAUAUGCACGAUGUGCUGAGAUGCGUCAGCUGUGAUUCGCCUAUCAUUGAUUUAAAGGAGGUGAAAAAGCUGUUGCCGAUGCCCUCCGAACUAUGGUACGAAAUGCUCGAUUUUUGGCAUUGCCAUAAGCCCACUGUUGAGAACAACAAUAUUGGGUUAUUGAAGAAAUUCAACCAAUUAAAGCCCAACCCGAAGACUUUAAUCAUAGGGUCUUACUACUUUAUAGCGAAUCCUGAAGAUUGGGCGAAUAUAGAGGCGUGUGGACAGGAGAAUGAGUCUUUGGAGUGCGGAUGUUGCCAUGAAAUACUGGGGGAGCUUGAUUCUAACAUCGGUAACUAUAAGAUACUCAAAUGGCAGUUGAAGGUCGAAAAUGAACUUUUCAAACCCUUUGCAUACAUUUCGUUGAAGCUUGUCGAGGAAAUGAACUACAGUGCGGUGCGUGUGUUUCAGAUCAUUGAUGAAAAAAGCAAGAGGAGCAUACAAGUGUGGUGUUUCGGGCUAGGAAUCGACAUCAAUGUGGAUACGCUCGGAGUUAUGAAGAACUGCUUGAAGAUACUAUACAAGGAAAACAUGCAGGAAGAUAGUACUUCUAGACUUAAAGGUGGGAACAAUAAUAGUGAGAUCCUUGUAGAAUAUGAGAAAUCCUUUGAUGACUUUUGCAUAUGGCUUCAAAAGGUGAAUCAGGCGUUGCCGGAGAAUUUACAAAAAUAUAACGAUUGGAAUGUAACCUAUAUACCUAUAUAAAAGUUGAAAAGAAGGAAAAUAAAAUCGGAAUCAAUU
This is a messenger RNA of Pichia membranifaciens NRRL Y-2026, 1320 nucleotides long. RefSeq lists its product as hypothetical. NCBI's taxonomy places the organism in Eukaryota, Fungi, Ascomycota, Pichiomycetes, Pichiales, Pichiaceae. The record is from RefSeq and is a predicted model, not a curated record. The coding region runs from base 235 to 1284 and encodes 349 amino acids. Gene Ontology annotation, biological process: protein autoubiquitination; protein polyubiquitination; protein monoubiquitination. Gene Ontology annotation, cellular component: ubiquitin ligase complex; cytosol; nucleus. Gene Ontology annotation, molecular function: ubiquitin protein ligase activity; cyclin binding; ubiquitin conjugating enzyme binding. The transcript has a single exon.